AUGUGGUUUUUGAGAAGAAUAAUGAAAACUAGUUGGACCUCUCAUACUUCGAAUGAUGAUAUGUUUAAACAUUCCGGUUAUGAAAAGAGGAAAUUACUACAGAUAAUCCGACAGGGGCAGUUGAAGUUUUUUGGUCACAUCAUGCGAGAGGAAAGAAUGGAAAUUCUAACAACUACUGGAGAAGAGAUCGCGGUCCAUGGUAGCCAAUGUCCUGAAAAGAUAAGACACGAGAAAGGAAGAAGAUUGAAUGAGAGGGAAAAAAUUUCAUCAGCAAUCUGUGGCCGAUACGAUUACGAAAAUUUGGUCGGCAUCAAUGAAAACAUUUUUGAGAACAAAACCAUCCCUAACAAUAUUAAGAUUUUUACACCUGAAUUGUGGAAAUUUGAUUGCGCCAUUGAAUUUCUUGAAAGUUCCAUAACAUGUUUCUGCAACGAAACGGGCUUUAUUGCUAUUUUCAUGAUUCAGGAUAACUUUCCUUACAUCGAAGAGUUGAGCGUUGCAGGAAUGGUCAUGAGGGCGGUGUCCAUCGUUUCCCUCUUUCUCACCAUCCUCACUUAUGCCAUUUUCAAAACUACUCGCAAAGGAAUAGCCACAAAAAUAUUGGUUAACUUGUGCAUAUCACUGAUUUGUUUGUUGCUGGUACUGUAUGUUGCUGAUUUCAGAUGCAACACAAGAAGCGAAUGCUGGAUCUACAACGUUUUAAGAUAUUAUUUCGUGCUGGUGUCGCUGAUGUGGAAUGGAGUGGAGGCGCACAACAUGUAUCGCAUGUUGGUGGUGGUCUACAACAGUCACGUCAGUCACUUCAUUCUCACCUCAAACUGCAUUGCUUGGGGUUUUCCAGCCUUGUUAGCGUUGUUUAUUCUGUUGGUAGACAGGACAGCAUUUGAUGGAGACUACAUCAAUUGUUCUUUCAGAUGCGGUCUGAAGAACAACACGCUUUAUUUUGCUUGGCUGUUUCCAAUGUUGGUCAUAAUAACGCAUAACAUCAUAGUUUUCGCUAUGGUUAUAAAAGUCCUGUGCAAAAGUUCUCCUAAUAUGAACAAAACUGAUCAAGAGAGACAAAACACAAAAUCUCGAUUGGCGGGAGCUCUCACUUUGUUGGUCUUGCUGGGCGUUCCGUGGAUUUUGAGUGCAUUUGGAGCUCUGAAGAAUGAAGAGAUGGACUCAGUAGAGCUUUUUAAAGGAAUUAUUGGAGUCAUUCUGGUGACAUUCAUCAGCUUGCAAGGACUGUUCAUAUUUUUGUUUCACUGUGCAUGCAACAGAUCUGUGCCUCAUGAGUGGAGUAUUCCAUCAGUUGGAAGGAAACUUCGAUCUUUUCCUAUCUCAAAAGCAAAAAUACGAUAUCAAAUCUCAGUUGGACUCAAGCCAAACCUUGUGGAGGUUUUCAGAUCACUGAGUACGAUGUUUCGUGGAGUUGACGUUGUUGGCGUCGGAGCUGCUGAAGGAACUGCUCCACUCACUACGAACAGAGCGAUUGCACAUGCAGUGGAACAAAAAAAUGAACAGGCCUUGCAAGCUGAUGAAGAUCACCAAGAUUGUCUGUAA
Messenger RNA from Helobdella robusta, 1545 nucleotides. RefSeq lists its product as hypothetical. NCBI's taxonomy places the organism in Eukaryota, Metazoa, Annelida, Clitellata, Rhynchobdellida, Glossiphoniidae. The record is from RefSeq and is a predicted model, not a curated record. Gene Ontology annotation, cellular component: membrane. The coding region runs from base 1 to 1545 and encodes 514 amino acids. Gene Ontology annotation, biological process: cell surface receptor signaling pathway; adenylate cyclase-activating G protein-coupled receptor signaling pathway. The transcript has 12 exons. Gene Ontology annotation, molecular function: G protein-coupled receptor activity.